UACCGAUGUGAGAAAUAGAAGGCUGUGGAUUUGACAAAAGUGUGGCGCCAUAUUGCCUGCUUGUGUUUGGUUGCCGUUGUGGCGCGUGGUCAAGAAAGAAUUAUUAUCUCUCAACAGAGUCGCCAUGUCCGAUAAUCAGGAACAGAAGCCCGAAGCCGGCCCAGGUGACGCGAAUUCAGAGUAUAUCAAACUCAAAGUCGUAGGAAAUGACAGCAAUGAAAUUCACUUCAGAGUUAAGAUGACCACACAAAUGGGAAAGCUGAAAAAAUCUUACAGCGAUCGUGUGGGAGUUCCAAUGACAUCGCUCAGGUUUCUUUUUGAUGGCAAGAGAAUUAAUGAUGACGAAACGCCAAAGCAGUUGGAAAUGGAAAAUGACGAUGUCAUUGAAGUCUAUCAGGAGCAGACGGGUGGUCAGUACUGAAGGAUCAAAAGGGAAAGGCCAUGUAAUUUGGUUUUAAUAUGUUUAAAGUGAAAGUGAUUAACGUAUAAAAAGAAUGAAUCUAAAAAAAACAAAAAAAUGGACAAGAUUAAUGAUAUGCAUAUGUAUGUUUAAAAAAAUCAUUUGUAAUUUAAUUUCAACAAUUUACCCUCGA
This is a messenger RNA of Neodiprion fabricii, 593 nucleotides long. RefSeq names its product small ubiquitin-related modifier-like. Gene Ontology annotation, biological process: protein sumoylation. Bases 125 to 421 code for a protein of 98 amino acids. Gene Ontology annotation, molecular function: protein tag activity; ubiquitin-like protein ligase binding. Gene Ontology annotation, cellular component: nucleus; PML body. Lineage: Eukaryota; Metazoa; Arthropoda; Insecta; Hymenoptera; Diprionidae. The transcript is spliced from 5 exons. The record is from RefSeq and is a predicted model, not a curated record.